Myripristis murdjan (pinecone soldierfish) is the source of this 2951-nucleotide messenger RNA. Its product is annotated as cell surface glycoprotein 1-like. The record is from RefSeq and is a predicted model, not a curated record. The transcript has a single exon. Lineage: Eukaryota; Metazoa; Chordata; Actinopteri; Holocentriformes; Holocentridae. The annotation marks the transcript as partial.
CUAAACCUGAUCUUUUGUCAACUGAUCAAAAUCCCAAAAAUGACAAAACCACUAAUUAUAAUCAAUACCAUAUAACUGAUCAAAAAUAUAUACCUACCCAAAAGCCAAAAUCCUAUCAAAAGUCUACGCUUCCUCCUCCUAAGCAAUCUCAUCAAAAGCCUUUAACUUUUACCAAGACCAAUUCUGAACAAAGGCCCACACCUGACGAAGACACUAUUACUGUCCAAGGGCCUGAAACCAAUGAAGACUCAAUAGUUAAUCCAAAGUUAAAACCUAAACAGGAGCCUGUACAUCCUCUUGAAACCCAUAAAAACUACCAAAUAGUAAAAUCUGAUAAAAAGACAAAACAUGACCAAGAACCUAUUAUUGAAUCAAUGACAAAUUCUGAUCGAGAUUCUUUACCUGAUAAACAGCCUACAUCUGUCCAAGGCUCAACACCUGAUCAAAAGCAACAACCCCAUCAUGCUCCUAUGCCCCCCUAUCAAAGGCCUAAACCCAAACAGAAAAUUGCUGUAAUAAACCAAAGGCCCCAUCCUGACCAAAAGUCUAUAAUUAAACCAGGACCAAAACCUGACCAAGAGCAUGUUACUGAAUCAAUGGCAAAUUCUGAUCGAGAUUCUUUACCUGAUAAACAGCCUACAUCUGUCCAAGACUCAACACCUGAUCAAAAGCAACAACCCCAUCAUGUUCCUAAGCCCCCCUAUCAAAGGCCUAAACCCAAACAGAAAAUGGCCGUAACAAACCAAAGGCCCCAUCCUGACCAAAAGUCUAUAAUUAAACCAGGAUCAAAAGCUGACCAAGAGCCUGUUACUGAAUUAGAACUGAACCAAAAGUCCAUAACUGACCAUGGACCAGGCCUUGAAAAAAGUCCAAAAUUGAAUCUUGGGCCAAAACAUGACCAAGAACCUGUUACUGAAGCAGGGGCAAAUAUUGAUCAAGAGCCUUUACCUGAUGAACAGUCUACAUCUGUCCAAGGCUCAACACCUGGUCAAAAACUGCAACCCCAUUAUGCUCCUAUGACGCCUUAUCAAAGGCCUCAAACUGACCAGAAAAUUGCUAUCACAAGCAAAAAGCCUCAACCUGACCACAAGUCUAUGAUUAAACCAGGACCAAAACCUGACCAAGAGCAUGUUACUGAAUUAAUGACAAAUUCUGAUCAAGAUUCUUUACCUGAUCAACAGCCUACAUCUGUCCGACACCCAACACCUGGUCAAAAGCAACAACCCGAUCAUGCUCCUAUGCCCCCCUAUCAAAGGCCUAAACCCAAACAGAAAAUUGCUGUAACAAACCAAAGGCCUCGUCCUGACCAAAAGUCUAUAAUUAAACCAGGACCAAAACCUGACCAAGAGCCUGUAAUUGAAUUAGAACUGAACCAAAAGUCCAUAACUGACCAUGGACCAGGCAUUGAAAAAAGUCCAAUAUUGAAUCUUGGGCCAAAACAUGACCUAGAGCCUGUUACUGAAUCAGAGGCAAAUAUUGAUCAAGAUCGUUUACCUGAUAAACAGUCUACAUCUGUCCGACACCCAACACCUGGUCAAAAGCUACAACCUCAUCAUGCUCCUAUGACACCUUAUCAAAAGCCUAAACCCAAACAGAAAAUUGCCGUAACAAACCAAAGGCCCCAUCCUGACCAAAAGUCUAUAAUUAAACCAGGACCAGAACCUGACCAAGAGCCUGCUACUGAAUUAGAACUGAACCAAAAGUCCAUAACUGACCAUGGACCAGGCCUUGAAAAAAGUCCAAUAUUGGAUCUUGGGCCAAAACAUGACCAAGAACCUGUUACUGAAUCAGAGGCAAAUACUGAUCGAGAUCCUUUACCUGAUGAACAACUCACAUCUGUCCAACACCCAACACCUGGUCAAAAGCUACAACCCCAUCAUGCUCCUAUAACACCUUAUCAAAAGCCUAAACCCAAACAGAAAAUUGCCGUAACAAACCAAAGGCCCCAUCCUGACCAAAAGUCUAUAAUUAAACCAGGACCAGAGCCUGACCAAGAACCUGUUACUGAAUUAGAACUGAACCAAAAGUCCAUAACUGACCAUGGACCAGGCCUUGAAAAAAGUCCAAUACUGAAUCUUGGGCCAAAACAUGACCAAGAACCUGUUACUGAAUCAGAGGCAAAUAUUGAUCGAGAUCCUUUACCUGAUGAACAGCUCACAUCUGUCCAACACCCAACACCUGGCCAAAAACUGCAACCCCAUCAUGCUCCUAUGACACCUUAUCAGAGGCCUAAGCCCAACCAGAAAACUACUAAAACAAACCAAAGGCCCCAUCCUGACAAAAAAUUGACAAUUAAACCAGGACCAAAACCUGACCAAGAGCAUGUUACUGAAUUAAUUACAAAUUCUGAUCGAGGUUCUUUACCUGAUAAACAGCCUACAUCUCUCCGAGAUCCAACACCUGGUCAAAAGCAGCAACCUGAUCAUGCUCCUAUGCCCCCCUAUCAAAGGCCUAAACCCAAACAGAAAAUUGCUGUAACAAACCAAAGGCCCCGUCCUGACCAAAAGUCUAUAAUUAAACCAGGAUCAAAAGCUGACCAAGAGCCUGUUACUGAAUUAGAACUGAACCAAAAGUCCAUAACUGACCAUGGACCAGGCCUUGAAAAAAGUCCAAAAUUGAAUCUUGGGCCAAAACAUGACCAAGAACCUGUUACUGAAGCAGGGGUAAAUAUUGAUCGAGAGCCUUUACCUGAUGAUCAGCUUACGUCUGUCCAAGACCCAACACCUGGUCAAAAGCUACAACCGCAUCAUGCUCCUAUGAUGCCUUAUCAAAGGCCUCAACCUGACCAGAAAAUUGCUAUCACAAGCAAAAAGCCCCAUCCUGACCAAAAGUCUAUGAUUAAACCAGGACCAAAACCUGACCAAGAGCAUGUUACUGAAUUAAUGACAAAUUCUGAUCAAGAUUCUUUACCUGAUCAACAGUCUACAUCUGUCCGAGACCCAACACCUGGU